AUGUACACGACCCUGCCCAAUGGUAUCCGGGUUUUCUAUCGCGAAGCUGGAUCGCCCACAAACCCCACCGUCCUUCUCCUUCACGGUUUCCCGGCUUCGUCGAACCAGUACCGCAAUUUGAUCCCUAUUCUUGCUGACAAGUACCACGUCGUCGCCCCGGACUUGCCUGGCUUUGGUUUCACCGAGGUUCCAUCCGGCCUGAACUUCAAAUAUACCUUCGCCAACAUUGCGUCCACCGUCGGGGCCUUUCUGGAUGUUCACAAGAUCGAGAAAUUCGCUGUUUAUGUCUUUGACUACGGUGCUCCAACCGGCCUCCGUCUUGCGCUAAAACGACCCCAGGCCAUCACGGCCAUUGUCUCGCAGAACGGUAACGCCUAUGUCGAAGGCCUGAGUUCGUUCUGGGAUCCCUUGCGAAAAUUAUGGGCCUCAACACCUGGAUCUGAGGGAGAGGCACAACUUCGCAAGAUGAUUAAGGACGCCAUCCUGUCAUUGGAGACGACCAAGACCCAGUACUUGGAUGGUGAGCCUGAGGCAGACAAAAUCGACGAUCCGGCGUUGUACCACCUAGAUUAUUACUUGAUGACACGUCCAGGCAAUGCAGACAUCCAGCUUGAUCUGUUCAAGGAUUAUGGCACUAACGUGGCCUUGUAUCCUCAGUUCCAGGAGUAUCUUCGCAAUAGCCAGGUCCCCUUGCUGGCCGUGUGGGGCAAGAACGAUAUCAUUUUCCCACCAGCGGGCGCUGAACCCUUCAAGAGAGAUGUCAAGAACGCAAAGGUCGUUUUGUUGGAUGGUGGGCAUUUCUUGGUCGAGAGCCAUACCGAGGAGGUGGCCAAGUUGAUGUUGGAGUUUUUUGCGGAAAACCAACUCUGA
Rhinocladiella mackenziei CBS 650.93 is the source of this 870-nucleotide messenger RNA. RefSeq lists its product as uncharacterized. The record is from RefSeq and is a predicted model, not a curated record. Bases 1 to 870 code for a protein of 289 amino acids. Gene Ontology annotation, molecular function: epoxide hydrolase activity. The transcript has a single exon. NCBI's taxonomy places the organism in Eukaryota, Fungi, Ascomycota, Eurotiomycetes, Chaetothyriales, Herpotrichiellaceae.